UACUCGUGAUAACUGUCUCUGCCGAGGUACCACCCUUGGGUCCCCCCUCGUACCGCCCAAACAUCCCGCAAGGCUGCCAUACCAGUGCGCCUCCAGGACAGGACAGAGGAGCUGGGAUUUUCAUUUGUCAGGAUGGGCCUCUUGUUGCUGCUGACCUCUGUGCUCUUUUACAGCUAUAUGGGGUCAAUGACAGGAGUGGAUGCUCAGAGCAGGUUCACCAUCCGCUCCAUCUCUCUGUCUCUGGAGCCCGGUGAGAACGUGACCCGGGACACUAAGGUGACAGUGCGGUGCAGCGCGGUGGUGAGCAGUUCAGGAGUCCAGCCUCUGAGCAGAGAGUACACCAUCUACAAAGACGGCAUCGUGGUCUACUCCAAAACCACCAGCAGCACAGAGGACCUGCUGUACGUCCUAUCCCACGCCCGGGUCUCCUAUACGGGCAAAUACAAGUGCAAGAUCAGCAUCGAGGGCAAGAGCCAGAGCAGUGAGGCCCGCAGGCUCACAGUCACAGGCUUGUCCCCUCCGGUCCUGCAAAUUGAUCAGACCAUGCUGAGUGAAGGGGAGGAGCUCCAGGCCACCUGCACAGCUCCUGGAGAAACUGGGUCUAUUAUAUUUUACUUUUAUGAAGACCUUAAAGAGAAGCGAGAAGAACGUGUGAACACAGACCAAGUGAAGGUGGCAUUCCCCCUCAGCGGCCCAGGACACCACACCAUACAGUGCUCAUACACGGUCCUCAUCCCCCCAGACUCCAUCGUCUCAGAGAAUAGCCACUCUGUGCAUGUCUCUGUCAGAGAGCUGUCCAUUGUGCCCGUACUGGAAAUCUCCCCUCAGUACAAAGUGUAUGAGGGGGACCAGCUCAGCAUGUCCUGUGGAGUUCGAGACAUUUAUCAUCAUUUUGACUCAGUGCUUGUGUAUCUGAGUCAGGGCAUGAAUAUGCUGAAGAGUGGACAGACAAAAGUGAACCACACCAUGACAGUUCUGGCCAAAGACGAGGCAGAGUUUGAGUGUCGCUUAGAGGCAGGAAAAGUGGUGAAGGCUGUGACCAAGGUUGUCCCUGUCACUGAGCUGUUUUCAGUGCCCACUCUGACCAUGAAUCCAGAGGAGGUUUUCCAAAAAGAAUUAAUGAAACUCAUUUGUAAAAGUGAUGAGAUUGCGUCCGAGCGAUUGUCCAGUGAAGACCUGACGUACGCCAUCGACCCUCCUCAGAUGCACCUGGAGGAGAAGAAGAGAGGAGAGUUCUCUGGAAAAGCUUUAGCCGUGGAGUUCAACUACAGCUGUAUCGCCAGGGCCAAGGGCAUCUUGAAGCACAGCAGAACACUCACUGUUCGCCCAAAAGUGGCUGUAUCCAUCCCUAAGAUCUCCGUUGUGGAUAGGGCUAUUAUUGGCAAACCCUUUAAGAUUCGCUGUAAGUCGGAUAACGGCAGCCUGCCCAUAAACUACACCCUGAUUUCUGACUACAAACAAGUUUCCAUGGUGACAGUGAGCAUCCCAUCUGAGGAGGCUUUGUUCAACGUGACGGUGAACAAACCUAAAGACAUCCGCAAGUUCUUCUGUGAGGCACGUAACGGCCAACAACAGUCCCAGCUCAGCCGCAGUCUGGAUGCUACGGUCAUAGAGCCUGUGUCUCAGCCACUGUUGACAGUCAUUCCUUCCCCAUCUGAGACGACAGAGGGCUCAAACCUCAUCUUCAUCUGCAGCAUUAGAGGCACGCCCCCGGUUACCUUUAAAGUCUAUCGCUAUGGUAAGGACGAGCCGGUGUUCACCAGAACUUCUGCUGAAAACAACACCAACUUUGAGUUUCCCAAGCUGGCCAAGGAUGACAGCGGGAUAUACUACUUUGAAGCAUUCAACCAUGCCAACAACAUCGUCAUCAGUGACCCAGUCAACAUACAGGUGCGUUUAGCAAUGUGGAAGAAGAUAGUGAUCGGGAGCUUCUGUCUGCUGGCCCUGUGUGUCCUGGUGGUGGUCUGUGUUCUCUGCUACAAAACUCACAGAGGUAAAAAGGAAGGAGCCUCUGAACUGUCAGUAAAGCCUGCAUACCCUAAAUCAGAUGAGACUUUAACAAUGAAUCUAACCCACGAAACUCCAGUUUAUGACAUGCCCACAGACGCAGUGCCAGGCUAUGAAGGCAUAGAGGGGGGAGUGACCAAUGGGACGAGAGCUAGCGUGACGGCUCUACCUGCUAACACAAGCUACAGUGUGUCUGCUGCAGUUUAGAGACAGCUCACAAAAAGAUGGCUCUGAACUUUAUUUUGUAAAUGACUGAGAACUAAAUGGGAAGGACCACAGCGACUGGACUCUUCUUGGCUUUUGGACUCAGAAGAGGCGUGUUGUAAACCAAAAUGACCUGUUGUUCCCUCUCCCCUCCGCAGGCUUCUUUUAUAUAUUACUUUUUAAAUGCUUUGUCCUGUAUUUCUGACUGUUCUGUUUUCUGUACUCCAUGUUCUGCUCACAUUUUACAAGCGGGAAAAUGUUCCAAAAGACUAGAUCAUGCUUUCCUAGGUCUCUGCUGUAUUAUAAUUUAUGCACUAUUUAUUUUUUUAUUUGUUUUACUUCUGAUGAGAGUUCACACUUACUUCACUGUAACUGGAUCAGUCCAUAUGUCAGUCACUUAAAGUAUGACAGAGGGUGACCAAUAGAAUGGUCAAUAAUAUAGAGAUGUUAUUGCUUUGUCUUGAAUGUUUCAUAGUAAGACUUUAAACAUAUCUAGCUCGACAAAGACAAGCAGGUGACAUCAUCAGACCUAGUUACUUCUGUGGAAUGUUUAAUGCCAUACUGUGGAAGAUUCCAGGCAAAGCAAUCCUUGGAGAAAAGCUCCCCACCAGAAAGGUUAUAUAGUGCACCUGUAAUUCACACGUAUAGUUAUUUAAAUGCAAUGUUGGUUAUUUAUUUAUUUUCCCUGGCUAUCCUAAAUAGUCUUUCACUCACCACUUGACCAAAAACUGUAUCAGACAUGAAUGCAGGGUCCAUAGUGGCAGUGUCGGGAUGCAGAAAAUACUCUUUGAAUUUGCACAAUUAUGUCUUGUUAGUUCCAAUACAGCCUUAAUCUGAUUUUUACAAAAAGUCUGGCACAGUUAUAAUCAUUGUUCAAAUAUUUUGUUGUAUAGUACUUUUUACAAGAAGUAUUUGUAUAUAUUUUGCUUUAUUCCACAGGUAAAAGAGGCAAAUAAAUCUUUAAUUUUU
This is a messenger RNA of Periophthalmus magnuspinnatus, 3180 nucleotides long. RefSeq names its product platelet and endothelial cell adhesion molecule 1b (gene pecam1b). Gene Ontology annotation, molecular function: transmembrane signaling receptor activity. The coding region runs from base 133 to 2214 and encodes 693 amino acids. Gene Ontology annotation, biological process: cell surface receptor signaling pathway. NCBI's taxonomy places the organism in Eukaryota, Metazoa, Chordata, Actinopteri, Gobiiformes, Gobiidae. The transcript is spliced from 13 exons. The record is from RefSeq and is a predicted model, not a curated record.